AGUCUAAUAUUCGCGUUACGUCAUCGACGUGUGAAGGUGUGUUUCACACGUAAUUUUGAGCGGUAAUGUAUCAUUUGUACAUGAAAAACAGCCACUUCUCAAACAGAAGUGACAUAAUCCAAGUUGUCAAUUUACUUUGAUCUAAAAUUCAUUACUUUGUAACCUUAUUGUUGUUAUUCUCAACGACGUUUGUACAUCAUAAAAUGUCGAGUGAAAAUUCAGACUAGGUGGUUUCAAGCAAUAAAUAGACACAGUUUUUGGAACUUCUGGUCUCCUCGUGUUUCGCACUUGUUUUUAGUUAUUGGUAUGAAUACAUAGAAAUAUCACAAAAGUGUAAAACGAUUUAUUUAUAAUUAGGGUGAUUAUUGUAAAGGGAUUAGCAAUUAAUUAUCCAGCAAAUUUGCUUCUAUGGAUUGUCGGCAUCAGGCAAUCUAUGUCUUAUAUUUGUCAUGAACUUAAAGUCUGAACGGAUGUGUUGGCAUGUUAUCAUAACUACCUUAGUACGACGAGAUGAAAUAAAAAGAGAUCAAUAAUAAACGAAAUCGAGACUAAGUAGUAGUGUUGUUAGUGGAGUGAAAUAAACAUCGAGAGUACUCAACAACAAAAAAACGGUGGAAACAUGUAAUAAAGACUACUGGGGUUCAACAGAUUACUUAGCUGCAUAUAGUAAGGCGAGUUUAAUGUGCAUUGAUUUGUGCCAUCUCACUUCACGCGCACAAAACGUACGCCUUAUAAUUAUAGUUGAAAGUCGACUCACCAGUUAUUAUGGAUUUUCGACUUUGUUAAGCAUCGAAAAGUCAGGAAGACAAUAAUUGGAGCAACAUUAUGAGCAAAAUCAAGAAAGACGGAUUUGUAAAAGCCAAAAGUCCAGGAAAUACAUUCACUAGCUUGUACUCAAUAGUACGUAGUUUUAUAAACGACAUAGUUUGUUUGAUAAUAAGAUGUAAUAUAUCGCAGCAUCAUGUAGCUCUACCAUCAUACAAGUUAUUAUAGCAACCGAACUACUAAUUCGUUAUUCCAACCACUGUAAAGAUCCUAAUCAAGUCCCAACCUGACCGAAUCUCACGUUAUGGUGAAGGAACCUGAUAUACGGCAAAUACGGUUACAGUAUCGUCGUAAACAUGUAAAUUAUGUUUUCUCACAUAUGCUUUCAUUUCAGGUCUUGGCUUAAGCAUAUCUUGAAAUACCAGCCUAAAUUUGUUGUGUUAAUGUUUCUCUUUACUUAGCUAUUCGCCGAUUAAGAAUGCAUCCUUUUAUCGUACUUAAAAAAGUUAUUUCGGGCUGUUUUCUUAAAACCCUGUCUCUGUAUGCAUCCGUAUCUAUAUCUGUGGGUUUGACGCCUCAUAAAGUUUCUUUAUCCCUUUGGUUAUAGAACUUUCUGUUGGGUCGUAUAUUGUCAGCUAGUCAUUUUAUGUGGAUGUUGUAAAGAAAACGUUUCUAAUGUUUUUGUGCGGUAUUAAACAUUUUAUUUAUUUAUUUAUUUAAAAGGCUGGUUCAAGGAGUAUGGCUAGUGAUCAAAUAUGCUAUACUUUAGUCGGUUUGUCAUCUGAAGCGAAAACAUAUACUGAGCAAAAACUCAAAGACGAUUUGCAGAACAGCAAUGAUAAUGUGAAAAGAGAGGCACUUAAGGAACUUAUUCGGCUAAUAAUUAAUGGCGAGAAGUUUCCCAAUUUAUUGAUGACUGUGAUUCGCUUUGUUAUGCCGUCACAGGAUCACAUGAUUAAAAAGCUGUUGCUUCUAUUCUGGGAAGUUGUGCCUAAGUACAGUUCAGAUGGAAAACUUCUACAUGAAAUGAUACUAGUGUGUGAUGCUUAUCGCAAAGAUUUACAACAUCCUAAUGAAUUCAUCCGUGGGUCAACUUUACGAUUUCUGUGUAAAUUAAAAGAACCUGAAUUGCUAGAGCCUAUUAUGCCAUCUAUUCAACAGUGUCUGGAACAUCGACAUGCAUAUGUUCGACGAAAUGCAGUGCUGGCAAUUUUCACGAUAUACAAAAACUUUGAAUCGCUUAUUCCGGAUGCUCCUGAAAAAAUUCUAAGAUUCCUCGAACAAGAGCAAGAUUCUUCUUGCAAAAGGAAUGCUUUUAUGAUGUUACUUCAUGUCAGUCAGAGUACUGCUCUUGAUUACCUUACUUCUUGUUUGGAUGAAGUACAAAACUUCGGUGACAUUCUUCAGCUCAUAAUUGUAGAGUUAAUCUACAAAGUAUGUCUUGCUAAACCUUCUGAAAGGCUACGGUUUAUUCGUUGUAUUUACAGCUUAUUACAAUCUAGUAGUGCUGCUGUGCGCUAUGAAGCUGCAGGAACGCUGACAACACUAAGUUCCGCCCCGAGUGCCAUUAAGGCAGCCGCAAGUUGUUACAUUAACUUAAUCCUGAAAGAAAGUGAUAACAAUGUAAAACUAAUUGUAUUGUCACGUCUCACUGAUUUACGUCAGUAUCAUGAGCGUAUUCUACAAGACCUAAUUAUGGAUAUCGUGCAGAUCAUAAAUGCAUCUGACAUGGAAGUUCGUCAGAAAACACUUAAUUUAACGAUGGAUCUAGUGACAGCUCGUACAGCGGAAGAAUUGAUUAAGAUAUUUCGCAAAGAACUUAUCAAAGCUUGCAGCACGAAUACCCGACCUUCAGCUUCAGCUAGUGAUGGAGAAAAGUCUUCUGCAGAUGAUCACAAUUCUGACGAAUCCGUUUACCGUUUUUCACUAGUGCACACUAUAUAUGAUAUUUGCUUACGGUUUCCAGAAGUAUUACCAAGCAUUGUACCGACAGUUUGUGAAAUUUUGACCUACGAAGAAAUUGGCGAUACACGAGCUGCGAAUGAGGCUUGCAAAUUUUUACGUGAAAUUUUGGAGCGAUUUCCUCAAAGAAAGGCUGACAUUUUGGAAAAAUUGAUGCAAAUUUUUCCAUCGAUUAUCGGCCGUGAAACUCUUCGAUAUUUAGUGUGGAUUUUUGGUGAAUAUUGUACAACUUAUGAAGAAAUUAACUCCUUUAUGACUCUUAUUCGCCAGGUUAUUGGCGAGCUACCACUUGUUGAUGAGGAGUUACGCAGACAAGCCAGUCAAAUGAACUCAGUGGAUUCGUAUGCUGAAAACCAAAGUCAGCCGUCCGUACUAAUUUCAGGUGAUGUAAAUGUUGGUGUCAGUCCAGCACAACGUGUUACUGCAGAUGGGACAUACGCAACUCAGUCUGCUUUUACUCUUCGUUCAAAUAAAGAUUCUAGCUCAGUGAAUGCAAUCAAACGACCUGUCCUACAAGCAGCUCUAUUCGAAUCACAUUAUAUGCCUGGAGUUGUAUUAUCUGCCUGUUUAGUGAAAUUAUUUUAUCGAUAUUCAUUGCUUCUUAAACAAGAACAAAUAAAAACUGUUAAUGAUGAAUGCACAAACACUAAAAUAAUUUCAAAAGAAAAUUCAUUCGCUGCUGAAUGCAUGCUUAUCAUUGCGAGUAUGAUACAUUUGGCUACUAGUCAACUACUGCCACAUCAAGUGAAUCCUGACCACUUAGAUCGUAUGUGGAUUUGUCUAAAGAUCUUGGCUGAUCGUCGUCCUGAAGUCUUAGAGGCUUUCGAACAUACAUCUCGUGGCUGUCUUACUGAAAUGCUUGCAUACCAAGAGUCGGAACGUAAAAACAAUGCUAAAGCUCGUAAUCAAGGCUUAAUUGAGCAUCAAAAACAAUUGGCUGAGUUGAAUCGUGCGGACGCGCCGAUCAAAUUCUCUCUACUUACUGGCCAAACUGAGUUCGGUGACACAGUAGAUCGUUUUGACUUAACACUUAGUCAAGCGCUGGGUGCAGGUGGAAAAGGCAGUGCUGGUGAUGCUUAUGCUACAUCUAAACUCAGUAAGGUUCACCAAUUAACUGGCUUUUCUGAUCCUGUAUACGCAGAAGCGUAUGUUCAUGUGAAUCAAUUCGAUAUUUUGUUAGAUGUAUUAGUUGUUAAUCAAACUAAAGAUACACUGCAAAAUUUAACAUUAGAACUGUCUACAUUAGGCGAUUUACGUCUGGUUGAAAAACCCAGUCCAUUAACAAUUGCACCACAAGAUUUUGCUAAUAUCAAAGCAAAUAUUAAGGUUUCUUCCACAGAAAAUGGUAUCAUCUUUGGAAAUAUAUCCUACGAUGUUCGGGGAUCAUCUGGCGAAACAACUUGCAUUGUGUUAAAUGAUAUUCAUAUUGACAUUAUGGAGUACAUUAUGCCAGCCACUUGUACACCAAGUGAAUUUCGUCAAAUGUGGUCUGAAUUUGAAUGGGAGAAUAAGGUUACUGUGAAUACACAAAUCAAAGAUCUGUUCACCUAUUUGUCUCAAAUUACAAGCCAUACGAAUUUACGUUGCCUAACACCUACCGAGGCUCUUUCGGGUGAUUGUGAUUAUCUUUGCGUAACGCUUUAUGCCAAGACAAUAUUUGGCGAACAUGUUUUAGCUAAUUUAUGUUUGGAAAAAGCGGAAGCUGAUCAACCUGUAACUGGUCAUGUACGAAUUCGAGCUAAAACACAGGGUAUGGCUGUUACAAUGGGAGAAAGAGUUAGCAGCUGUCAAAAGAACUGGCCAGUUAAUAAUUCCCGAACCCCGAGCGACAACACUACAAAACAUCAAGAUGAUGAGAAUUCUGAUGAAAAUGUAAUACGUUCUCAUUCACCAGUUAACAAUACAUUGGUGAAUAGUCACUAAUUUACUUGCUUUAAAAAUUUUUUUCAUUCUUUUGUCUACAGGGAACUCAGUUUAUUUCUCCCUGUAUUCGCUUAUUCCUACUCAAAUUGUUUUUUUGUAAGCUGAACUGGAUGAAAUCUUUUAAUAAUCUGCAUUACUUUUUACUCAUGAGUGUUCUAAGCACUACGUCUUUGUAAUAGUUACUACUCUGUUUUGGUUCUUUUAUUCACUCCCCUUUUUUUGUAACUUAGUCUAAUAUAAAUCUUUUUUUCUGAGAUUGCUUUAAUUCCCCUAAAUUCUGUGCUGAAUUUCUACGCCAAAUUCAGUUGAAAGGAUUAAGCUUAAGUUAUUUGUGACGUUUUCAGUCUGAUAUGUUCAGUUAAGUUAAAUAUUACAGGAAAUUUCUGUUUUGCUCUCAGUUAAAAUAAAAAAUGGUUUAAAAUAAUCCACUCGAUUAACUUACA
Schistosoma margrebowiei is the source of this 5093-nucleotide messenger RNA. The record is from the annotation of a GenBank genome assembly. Lineage: Eukaryota; Metazoa; Platyhelminthes; Trematoda; Strigeidida; Schistosomatidae.